Molecule: messenger RNA, 1581 nt
Organism: Prunus mume (Japanese apricot)
Lineage: Eukaryota; Viridiplantae; Streptophyta; Magnoliopsida; Rosales; Rosaceae
Source: RefSeq, a predicted model, not a curated record
AUGGCUGAAUCUGGAAAUGAGUUCAAUGGAAAUGCUGGAGUAAUCUUAGCCAUUCAAGAUAUGGCUUCAGCAAUUAGAGAAAAUAGUAACCAAGAUCACCGUCAUGAAACUGAAGAAGAUCGAGUUAUGAGGAUACCAGGACAAUUCCGUAAGACGAAACCAACAAUAUUUAAAGGUGAACCAAAUCCUAUGGCAGCUGAAGAAUGGUUGAGGCAAAUUAAGAGAAAGAUGGAUAAUCAAAGAAUUCCUGCAGACAUUAGAGUUGUUAUUGCUUGUACCUAUCUGGAAGGACAAGCAUACCUUUGGUGGGAGUCAAUUCUGAGUAUGCCAGAUACUGAAAUUACAACUUGGGAGGCAUUCGAAAGUGUUUUCUUGGAAAAAUAUUUUCCAAGUACUAUGAAAGCAAUGAAAGCAAGGGAGUUUGUUAACCUUGUCCAGGGCAACUUAACUGUUGAUCAAUAUCAAUCUAAGUUUGAAGAACUCAUGCGUUUUGCACCAUAUAUGAUCCCUGAUGAUGCAACAAAAGCAAAACGAUUUGAAGAAGGAUUGAAACCAUCAAUUUUGGAAAAGGUUGACAUUUUGAAAUUAAGCAAGUAUGCUGAUGUGGUUGAUAGAGCACAUAUAGCAGAGCAAAGACCCGAAACGAAGAGAACUUGGGAUUCAAGUAGUGGACAAGUAAAUAAACGGACAAGAUUUAAUACUCCUCAAUCACAAGAAAAGUUCGGACCACCACUAUGUUAUUACUGCAAACAAGUGGGACAUGUAAAGAGAUUUUGUCCACAACUACAAAGAUAUCAAGGACCUCAAGUACAGCAGACAUUAUAUCGUCCUCCACAAGUACCUUUUCGUGCUCCACCGCCACCUCAAAGUUAUACUACUUUUCAACCUCAGUCUAACUGGGCAAGGCCAGUUACUAGUCAAUCACCACAACAUCCAGGAGGACAAUCUUCCCAAAUUAAACCAAAGGUCCCUGCAGCUGGAAAGAAAUCUGGACCAUUCACACAAGGAAGAGUAUAUGUUAUGGGAAAUGUGACAGAUCAAACUGAGCCUAAGACAAUAGAAGGUAUGUUUUUGGUAUUCAACUCUUGGGCUAAAGUGUUAUUUGAUUGUGGAGCUACACACUCUUUUAUAUCCAAAUCUUUUGCAUCAAUGCUUGAGUUAGACUCUGAAAAUAUGAAACCUUCUUUGUUAAUUGGAUCUCCUUUGGGUGGUAGUCUAGAAGUUGAUAAAGUAUGUAGAUCUUGCAUGAUAGAGAUGUCGGGCCAUAAAAUUGUUGUUGAUUUGAUGGUAUUGGAAAUGUUGGAAUAUGAUAUUAUUUUAGGAAUGGACUGGCUUACACGUUACCAAGUUACAAUUGAUUGGGGUAAAAAGCGAAUUACCAUCAAUACUCAUAAGGAAGAAACCUUUAGCUUCUUUGUGAAAAAGGAAAGCCAGAAAUAUGGUGUUGGAGAUUAUAAAUAUUUGAGUCAGAUAGCUAGAAUUGGAACUGAAGAAGUAGAAAAAUCUCCAAUACAACUUAUACCUGUGGUAAAGGAAUUUAGCGAUGUUUUUCCAGAAGAAUUGCUCGGCUUACCUCCAUAG